Linepithema humile (Argentine ant) is the source of this 1619-nucleotide messenger RNA. RefSeq lists its product as uncharacterized. NCBI's taxonomy places the organism in Eukaryota, Metazoa, Arthropoda, Insecta, Hymenoptera, Formicidae. The record is from RefSeq and is a predicted model, not a curated record.
UGCGAUUUUGCGGGCACCGGUGACCUUUGCGCGAUUAUGCUCUCACGAUUUCAUGGGAUAUUUAUCUUGUGCAUCGUCACGGUAGCCAGAGCAUCCUUUCUGUCGGUGGGGAGAUGGAGCUGCAUCUUGUGCACGCUGAAUAGCGUUAGCGUGUUGCUCUCCUUACCGGAGAUCACACAUCAAUGGUCACUCUUGGGACUGAAUCUCUGGCCGAAUUAUGCAGCGGAUAGAUCUGUGCCUGACGAGCUCCUUGAACAGGAUGCGGCUCGAUUUUCCAGGGUGUUAAACUUCUUUCCCGUUCCGGUCGAGGAAGAGUGCCUGUCGCAGGACAAACGACGUCAGGGAAUAUGCAUGAACACAUAUGAGUGUCGUAUUCAGCGAGGAGAAUCCCACGGACCGUGCGCACUCGGAUUCGGCGUGUGCUGCAUAUUCACGGCAAGCUGCGACAAUGAGGUACAAAAUAAUCUGACCUACGUGACCAGUCCUGGUUUUCCCAACCUCAUCGACCGGCCUAUGAACUGCUCUGUGGUUGUACGGAAGAUCGAUACGGAGGUCAGCCAGUUGAGGAUCGACUUUGUCCAUUUCAACAUUGGCCAACCGAAUGCAAUAACCGGUACGUGCGACGAAGACGUCAUGGUGAUUAAUAACAGCAGGACAUCUUUCGAAUUGUGCGGAUGGAACAGUGGACAGCACGUGUACGUGGACGCGAGCGAAGGCAACGAACCGAUCACUUUAAACUUCCGGCUGCCAAGCGGACUGCAGUCACGAAUGUGGGAGAUGCGCGUGGUGCAAUUGGGUUUCGAGCAACGCGCGCCAGUCGGGUGUCUCCAAUACUUUCGCUCGCCGAACGGCACGCUAAGGACAUUCAAUUAUCUGCCGAACGGCAGAUACCUCGCGGAACACGAUUACCUAUUAUGCGUGCGUCAGGAAAGGGACAUGUGCGGCAUCGCUUAUCAGCCCUGCACGCGAGACUCUUUCCGAAUAGGACCUAAUAGGUUUCAAAAUGUGUCCAACACGACCGGCGCCGUAGCGCCUGCAACGAACAUCGGGAACGCUUCCGCUGUCAGUCCAAGCGUUUCUUCGGGACUUACGUCGGCGAAUAAUUCCGACGCGGACGCCGUCGAAGGAUCGGGAGCAGGCUCGCCCGAAGGACAGGAAAUGAUUUUUACUUCCAACACGAAUGUGGUGUCUUCUCUCGGCAGGCGAUGCAGAGACCGGAUACUUAUUCCCUGCGAUUUUGAAGAAUUUAUCACACCGGGCAACAACAUGGCAGGCAUCUGCAAUUUGGAGCAUUGCGGCAAUUCGCUGUGCAGCCAGGAUGAACUCGACGCGGAGGGCAACUGCCGAGUGGAGGCCUGGACUACGCCCUUCCGCGUAAGGGUGGCGUUUGGUCCUGGCGGUAACACGGACGGCACGCUGGAAGACAAUGCCGGCAUGUGCCUCACGUACCAGCAGUUAGCUUGCGUAGCCUGAGUGCGCAAUUAUUUUACUCCCCGCGAAAGAGGUUUCACAACGCGCGGAGCGACAGAUCGACCUAUAAAUGUCGUCGACGGCGUUUACUCUUAAGGCAUCCUUGACUGUAUAAAGCAUUGUUUCUGUAAGAUUGUCUCGCGCGCUUC